GCGUCAGAGAGAACUGACGUACAGGUGGACCCACCUGGAGGAUAUAAAAAGGCAGCAGCAAAGGGAGAGUUUAUUAAAGACGCUGCUCGGGAACAGGCGGUGCCCCAGGAUGGAUCUGAAGACAAUGAUGUUGCCGCUUUUGCUUCUCUUGUCCACAUUUGACUGUGUAUCUGCUCAGUCGCCAGCUCCCAGAGGGUGUGGCUCUGACUUGCUGCCUGUUUACUUCAAUCUGUGUGACCUGGAUGCUGUUUGGGGGAUUGUUCUGGAAGCCAUUGCUGCCGUGGGAAUUGUCAUCACGGUGAUAUUAAUUGUGGUUCUGUUGGGCAUCACUCCAUUCAUUCUCGACAAGAGGAAGAAAGCUUGUGUCCCUAUCCAAUUGCUGUUCCUAACCGGCACGCUGGGAAUUUUUGGCUUGACCUUCGCUUUCAUUAUCAAACUCGAUGAAAGAACGUGUCCAACCAGGCUAUUCCUCUGGGGAGUUCUCUUCACCAUCUGUUUCUCCUGUCUGCUGACCCAUGUCUGGAGGCUGCUGAAGUUGGUGCGUACAGGGGAAGGUCCCACAAUCUGUAACAUGAUCAGCUUGGUUCUGAUCCUGACUCUGGUGCAGGUCAUCAUUGCCAUUGAGUACCUAGUGCUUACCAUUGUCCGGUUCAGAAACUCCUGUUCUUAUGAGAACAAAGACUUUGUCAUGUUAUUGAUCUACGUUAUGUUCCUGAUGGCACUGACGUUCAUCCUUUCCAUCUUCACAUUUUGUGGCCAUUAUAAAAAAUGGAAGAAACACGGUGCCCACAUAUUCGUGACCAUGUUCUUCUCCAUAGCCAUCUGGGUGGUGUGGAUUGUUAUGUUUGUUCGUGGGAACGCAGCUUUGAACAGGAGUCCUGAGUGGGAUGAUCCCACACUCAGCAUCGCCCUGGUCGCCAAUGGCUGGGUCUUCAUCCUGUUGUACAUGCUUCCGGAAAUCCGACAUAUCACCUGCCCCGCAAAGUCCGAAGAUGAUCCACAAGACAGUGUUGCUCCAAGUCAGCACACCGGAGGAAUGAAGGGUCUGGAUAACCAAGUCUUCUUCUUGGAGGAGCCAAGCAGAGGAUUCUCUGGGAAUCUUGACGAUAACGUUCCCUCGCCUUCAUACCGCAGUCACUCACCCAUCAGUCACAACGUAUAUUCUGCACCACAGGAUUUCACAAUUCCUCGCCCUCAUGCCAGAUCCAGCUACCUUCCUACACCCCUCCUACAAGACCCUUACCUCAACUACCAGAACAGACAGACCACCUUCUAGUAUAUUACAGCCUCACAUAGAGGUAGCAGGCUGGUUUUGGUACAGAGCUUCCCACACCAUUCAGUCACUACUUCCAGCUGGAUUCCAACAAAAUUCUUCAGUUCCUGUUGAUAUUAACUUAUUGAUAUGGGAAACCUCUCUCCUUUAACGCGUGAAGUAUUUAGACAGCUGCCAACGAUCAUUCACUCAUUUCCUGGUUGCUGCUCAUUGGCAGGAAGUGCUGGAACUGUGAACCCGAUGGCUAAAAGCAUGGCUUUGUUCAUUGCUGAAUAUUCUGGGAAGAAGCUUCAUUUUAUAUAUCCAAUACUAAUUAUCAAUAACCAAAAAACUUGAUCAAAAUGAAUGUUUUAAUCUACAAUGACUUUGAUUAUCUACCCUGAAAUGUAUUUUGCUGCAUUGCACUCAUUCAAGUAGAUAUGCUACUGGCGGUGAUAUUCAAGUGUGUAACGGUUAGAAACACUAAGCUAGCAUAACCUUUUUAGCUUUACAGUUUUUUUUCUCACUCUUGCUUUCUAACAAACCUUUGGUUUCUCUCUGGCUGUAAAUCCAGUCUUUACUGUGUUUAUUGUUUUUUCCUUCGCUUUACCUGGUCUCUGACCACUCCCCUAUACCCCGCAGGGCAGUGGUGGACCAGACUGCCUUACUGCCCAAAUCAUUGAUAAUCUUGCUGUGUUUAGGAACUUUACCUUUUUCUCUACUUUGAUUUGUAACUCAUAACUGCCAGAUAUUUGUAAUCAGUGAAACUAGCCUCUCACUGGUGCUGGCUCUGUCUGCCUGAGUGUUAUUUCCCAUAUGUCACUGUUUGUGUGUUACUGCCUAUGGGUCAGAGGGAGAAGCGCCCAUUUCACCACCAAAUGCACUGAAAAACAAAACUGAACACUGACACCUGGUGUGUCUCCAUGUUCAGAAGCUGAAGACUGCACUAUAACCUCAAGACUCCAAAUCACAGGAGCACCAUCCCUGAGGACUGGGCUACCAGCUCAACACUGAGGCCUUGUGAACAAAACCCAUUCUCCCUUCGGUGAUUCAAACCGAGGGAUCACAAGCCAAAUUAAAGUUCUAUAAAUGAAAGGUCAGAGGUGACAUUGUACUGACACUCAUGCUCUCAGUGCUCCUCCACUUGGAGAAUUCAUGGAUAUACUUAAUGUACAACUGUCAGUUCUUUGUAAUGUUACGUAAAUAUUUAUUUUAAAUUACUUUGUUAAACUAAAGGGCAUUUUUGUAGAUUUAAUAAAGUUUAUUUAAAAAUUG
Hemiscyllium ocellatum (epaulette shark) is the source of this 2527-nucleotide messenger RNA. RefSeq names its product G-protein coupled receptor family C group 5 member B-like. The record is from RefSeq and is a predicted model, not a curated record. Gene Ontology annotation, cellular component: extracellular exosome; plasma membrane; intracellular membrane-bounded organelle. Gene Ontology annotation, biological process: G protein-coupled receptor signaling pathway. The coding region runs from base 110 to 1276 and encodes 388 amino acids. The transcript is spliced from 4 exons. Gene Ontology annotation, molecular function: protein kinase activator activity; G protein-coupled receptor activity. Lineage: Eukaryota; Metazoa; Chordata; Chondrichthyes; Orectolobiformes; Hemiscylliidae.